This is a messenger RNA of Nycticebus coucang (slow loris), 761 nucleotides long. RefSeq names its product protein rpi-1-like. The transcript has 2 exons. Gene Ontology annotation, cellular component: nucleus. Lineage: Eukaryota; Metazoa; Chordata; Mammalia; Primates; Lorisidae. The record is from RefSeq and is a predicted model, not a curated record. Gene Ontology annotation, molecular function: histone binding. Gene Ontology annotation, biological process: positive regulation of transcription by RNA polymerase II; negative regulation of apoptotic process.
AUGGCAGGUGCCGGUGCAGAUGCCCCCGGUAUCAGACUCGUGUUCUUUCCCCUCCUGGACGAGGCGCCCCUGAGCUGCGCGGGUCGCCCCCGCCGGCCCUUUGAAGCCCCGGGGCCCUUCUCAACCGGCGCGUCUGUCCCCCCGGGCAGGCCACUGCGCCCGCCCGGCCGGCGACGCUGCAGACGCUCCCGCGCCGCGGAGGAUGAUGCAACGUUUGCAUCAUGCAGCUCCGCGGGGAAACGCUGCCCCCUGGCGGCCGCGCCGGGCACGGCGGGCCGGGCAACUCCUCCUCCGCCGCUGUGGACUCUGGCAGCUUUAUCGCCAGGGUCCCCGAACUCUCGCUUUCUUUUCUAUCCCCUGCAUCGGAUCACCGACGUGCCCCACCAUGUCACAGACACAGCGGUGGACACCAGCUCCGAGAUCACCACCAAGGACUUAAAGGAGAAGAAGGAAGUUGUGGACGAGGCAGAGAAUGGAAGAGACGCCCCUGCUAAUGGGAAUGCUAAUGAGGAAAAUGGGGAGCAGAAGGCUGACCAUGAGCUCGAUGAAGAGGAGGAAGAAGGUGAUGGUGAAGAGGAGGAUGGAGAUGAAGAUGAGGAAGCUGAGGCCACCACGGGAUAAAGGGCAGCUGAAGAUGAUGAGGAUGAUGAUGCUGAUACCAAGAAGCAGAAGACGGAGGAGGAUGACUAGACAGCAAAAAAGGAAAAGUUAAACUUAAAAAAAAAAGGCCACCGUGACCUAUUCACCCUCCACUUCCCGUC